Molecule: messenger RNA, 1344 nt
Organism: Zophobas morio
Lineage: Eukaryota; Metazoa; Arthropoda; Insecta; Coleoptera; Tenebrionidae
Product: L-lactate dehydrogenase-like
Exons: 6
Coding region: 111-1109 (332 amino acids)
Biological process (GO): pyruvate metabolic process; lactate metabolic process
Cellular component (GO): cytoplasm
Molecular function (GO): L-lactate dehydrogenase (NAD+) activity
Source: RefSeq, a predicted model, not a curated record
AUUUUGUUUAGUAUAAAAAGGUCACCUUGCUCCAGUCUGCCGCUAAGUUUCAAGCUUUAGGCAGGUGUGAACUGUGUUCUUUGACUAAAGUUUCAACCGGUGUUAUCGAUAUGACUUCAACCAAGAACGCCCUGUUGUCCGAAGUGGCAUCUGCCAUUGUAGACACCGACAACAAAGUUACUGUUGUUGGCGUUGGACAAGUAGGAAUGGCUGUUGCAUUUAGUGUUUUAGCUCAAGGAAUCUCCCACGAUGUUGUACUUAUUGACUGCGUAGAAGACAAGUUACAAGGAGAAAUGAUGGACCUCCAACACGGGUCACUAUUUUUAAAAAAUCCCAGAAUUAAUGCAAGUACUGAUUAUGCUGCUAGCGCUGGCUCACGUUUGUGUAUCGUAACUGCCGGAGUCCGUCAACGCGAAGGUGAAUCACGUCUGGACCUUGUCCAGAGAAACACCGACAUUUUUAAACACAUUAUACCAAAUCUGGUUAAAUAUUCUCCCAACACUAUUUUGCUAAUUGUAAGCAAUCCUGUCGAUAUUCUGACAUACGUCGCCUGGAAGCUUAGUGGACUGCCUAAAAACAGAGUUAUUGGGUCAGGAACCAACCUUGACUCUUCCAGAUUUCGGUUUUUGAUGUCGCAGAGACUGGGUGUUGCUCCUGGUAGUUGUCAUGGCUGGAUUAUUGGGGAACAUGGAGACAGCAGUGUUGCAGUAUGGUCUGGUGUAAACAUCGCUGGUGUUCGUAUACGUGACAUAAAUCCGGUGAUUGGAACAGAAGAGGAUCCGGAGAAGUGGGAAGACCUACAUAAAAAUGUCGUAGAUUCGGCUUAUCAAGUUAUCAAACUUAAGGGUUAUACUAACUGGGCCAUAGGUCUAAGUGCUGCAUCAUUGGCUCAUAGUAUCCUCAAGAACAGUUUCCAUAUACAUGCUGUGUCAGUUCAUGUUAAGGGCUACCAUGGCGUCGAUCAGGACGUAUUUUUGUCGCUACCAGCUGUUUUAGGCGAAAAUGGAGUUUCUCAAGUUGUGGUACAACCUCUAAGUGAAACGGAAAAAGGCCAUCUUCAAAAAUCAGCAUCUCUUAUACAUGAAGUGCAAUCAAAUCUCAAACUUUAAACGAAUUGCUCUUAUAUACGUACUUAUUGUGACCUGAUUCGCAUUUUAUGUAUUGGUGCCAAUUGUACUGUAUUUAAUUGACUGUAUAAUUAUUGUAAGUAAAUAUCGUGUCGUUUUAGCCAAUGUUUUUUGAUGCUUAUGUUUUGUGUUCUUAUUACGUUUUAUUUAUUGAAUUAUUUAUUUUUUUACUGAAACGUGUAAUAAUGUGAAAUAAAUGAUAUGAAUGUGUGAUAAA